CCCUGUCAAGCCAGGAUCCAACCUUCUCCUCCCUUCCCUGAGUCCUGUCCUUGUAGGUUGGCCAUGCCUGCUGCCCUGCUGGGCCACCGUCCUGGAAAAGCCUGGUGAGAAUCUGGGCUGGGGUUGAGUCAGGUAUCUGCAGAAUUGAUUCAGUGGGUCUUCAACCCCAGAGAUCACCCUGCAGGUCUCAUGACAUUCUUGGAAAAUAAAAGAAGUGGCUAUUACAGGGCUGAAGUUAUCAGAUACUCCCCAUUACUCCUGUGCUGCAAGGAGCUGGGGCCAUUAAAGGCUGGACCAGACCACUCGCUUCUCUGCACAUGGGUCCCACUCCUUCCUGCUCACCAAGGUCCCAGGCUGCGCAACAGGACUUCAUCCAGGAGGCCACUUACAGGGUUCAGACAUGAUUCAGAGCCCAGCACCUCGGACUCGCGGUCAUCCCCCACGCUGUUCCUCUCCUCAGAGGAGCCAGGCCCCUGCACAGCCACUCAGCCCGUGUCACCUGUGUCCCCCUGCAAGCCGGCUCCAUCCCCUCCGGGUCUUCCUGUCCCUGCUGGGUGCAGCCCCCCCGCUCCCAUCACAGGCCUGGGCUUGGGGGUCACCUCCUCACCGGACGCCACUCCCAGGGCCCCAGGGAACGAGAACCCGGAGAAGGACCCUGGUGUCCAGGACCCCUUCUUAGGGCCCAAUGUCGGGGACCUCCUGGCUGAGCUGCGGACCAUGAACAGCCACCUAGGUGUCAUUGCAAGGGCGCUCACCAAGCUGGCCUCGGCUCUGGGGCCACAGCCCCCAGUGGACACCCAGGAUGCAAAUUGACAGACCUGGGAGCAGGGACCAGGUGUCCAGUCCUGGGGUCAGGUCACCCCCAGAAGGAGCAGACUGGAUGUGAAGCGGCUGGAGUCCCUGGACCUUCUGCAAAGACGGCGCUGCUCAGGGAACCCCCCUGGGCUCUCCAGCCCUUCAAAUGCCCUCAUCUCCUUUGCUUUCCUGGCACAAACAGCUUAUGAAGAGGCAGCGAUAGUGGGGGCCCCCGGGAAGGAGGCCUGGAGAACCAACCUUCCCUACCUGCUCUAGUGACUUUGGUUCCUGUAGGAGAGGAAGAGGACAGCACAUCACCAAGGCAGGAGUUCAUUGCAGUCCCAGCUUCCCCUUCGUGAGAUGCUGAGAGGGAGCCACCCUGGAUGACUCUGUGUUUCUUCUUAAAUAUUUCUUUGGAAAAAAAUGUAUUUUUUUUUUCUCUUGUUAUCACCACAUCUCAAGAAGUUUGGACAAUCGAGAAGUGAAAACAAAUCUAAUGCAUUUGGAAAAGUAUGU
Messenger RNA from Fukomys damarensis (Damara mole-rat), 1311 nucleotides. RefSeq lists its product as uncharacterized. The transcript has 2 exons. The record is from RefSeq and is a predicted model, not a curated record. Lineage: Eukaryota; Metazoa; Chordata; Mammalia; Rodentia; Bathyergidae. Bases 190 to 813 code for a protein of 207 amino acids.